UUUUUUUCUCCAUUGUUGUUUUGAUUUUUUCCACAUAAAAAAAAAGAAAGAAAAUGCCUAUCAAAAAGAAAGGUCGAAGACAAUUAUUACAAAUUGAUAUUAUACAUAAAAUAACAGAAAUGAAUUUGGAUGAAAAACCAACAACAAUUGAAAAUAUUCAAAAAGAAUUAAGUGAAAAAAUAAGUGUUGGUAAAAUAAUUAAACAACGGCCAACAAUUGUUAAAGAAUUAUUGUCUAUUGCAAUUGCCGAAGGUAAAAUAUAUCCAUUGAAAAUUGGUACGAAUAAUGAUGAUGAUGAUGAUGUGAUUGUACAUCGUACACCACGUAUGUUACGUGAUAAUGAUCGUCAAUCAAUUAUUAUGUAUGAUGGUCAAAUACCUGGUACAUCUUAUUUUAAUAUUCUUAAAAAUUGUUAUACAUUCGAAAGAGAUAAUAAUCGUAUACAUGAAGAUAAAAAUGAUGGUUUUACUAUUGAAGAAAUUCAAGAACAUUUUAAAAUUUUAAAAAAACAUUUUCUUAACUAUAGUGUACAAAUAUUGAAAGAAAAAUUGAUACCAUUAGCAUUGAAAAAUGGCCAUAUUGAACGUAUUAAAUCAUCAAAUGAUCAGAUAAAAUAUUCUAUAACACAAUCUUUUCGUAAUACAUAUGAUCUAUAUCGUCGUAAUCGAAAAUUAGCAUUAUUAUCGAUUGGUGAAAUAGAUAAUACUGAUGAUAGUCAAAUUGAUGAUGCUGAUGAUUCUAUUAUUGAACAAAAUGAUGAUGAAAGUUCUAAUGUAACAUUUACCGAAUCAAAUGAUAGUAAUAUGAAUGAUAAUAAAUUGGAAAUGAAAAACGAAUCAGAACAACAAUCAUUGGUAAUGAAAAUUUCAACAAAAAAUUUUUCAAAUAAAUCACCGGAACUGAAAUCAAAAACAAUGGCCGAUAUACAACCACAACGUGUAAGUCAACGGAAAAAAAUACGAAAAACACUUGGACCAGAUUUUUUGGAUUCAUAUUCGGAUGUAAUGAUGAAUCAUCCAAAACAUUUAUCACGAAAAUUUUUAACACCGGAACAACAAUCAGCUUUAUUAAUUGCUGAACAGAAUAAUGAUGGAUCAUCGACAUCGACAUUUAAAAAGAAACGAUCAUCAUUAUUAUGUAUUGUUUGUAGUAAAGCAUUUAAAUCUCCAAAACAAUCACGUAUUGUUUGUUCGGAAUGUAAUGGUAUUGCACAUGGUAAAUGUUUUCGAUCAUAUGUUAAUACUAAAAUUGGUAUUAUUCGUAUGAUUUGUUCGAAUUGUCGUCCGGAAAGUAUUUGUUAUAUGUGUAAUAAUCAUGAAAGAAAUCCUGAAAUGUAUGUUCAGUGUAUUAGUUGUUCAAGUACUUAUCAUGCUCAUUGUUAUCGUGAAAAAGCUCAUUCACUUUGUCAAAAAUGUCGAGCACAAGUUAUGAAUAAUAUAUCACAACCAUCAUCAUCAUCAACAACAACAACCGAUUCACAAGUGGAAAAUGAAUCAAAAAAUACCUCAGAUGUUAAUAAUGAAUCAUCGAAUAUGUUGCCAGAUUCAGAUCCAAAAUCAUCAACAAGCACAGUAAAAAUAGCUCCAAAAGUAACUAUUGCUCCAAUUAAAUUGCGAUCAUUGAUUCAAUCGGCGAAGAAUACAUCAUCACUUAAUGGUAACAAUGUUAGUGGUAGCGGUGGUGGUAAAAGUUUGAUUAGCAAAUCUUCGAAUUCAUUGGAUAAACCAAAACAAAUGUUUGCUUCGAAAUCAUCGACAAUUUCGAUGACUCAGUCAUCUUCAAAUGAUAAUUCAACAAAUGGUUUUGGGCCAUCCUCAACAACAUUUGAAAAAUCCAAAAAAAUCAAAGAUGAGCCAAUGGAUAUUGUUGAAACAACGGUUCCUUCAGUUUCCACAUUAUCAUCAUCAUCUACCUCAACCAUGCAAAAGAAUCUACCAUCGAUCAGUGGUGAGGCUAAAAUUUCAUCAACAUUGACAACCGAAACAAAUAUGACAACUUCAUUGGCUAAAUCAUCGGAUGGAAUAUCAAAUAAAUUGACAACAACAAAAAAACGUAAACUUAAUAAUACAUCAUCAUCAUUUGAAAUUUGGAAUAAAAAACCAUCACAAAGUAUUUGUUAUCAUUUUCAAGCAUGGUUAAAUACAGAAUUACGUAAUAAUUGCAAACGUUUUGGACCGGAUGUUGAUCUUGGACCAUUAACAACAUUACCAAAUAUAAUUACUGAAUGGACAUCGGAAAAUGUUCAUCGUUUUUUGGUUACACUUGGUUUUAAAGAAGAAGCGGAUACAUUUCUGGAAAAAGAUAUUAAUGGUUUAUCAUUAAUGUUACUGACAAGAUAUGAUUUUAUUCAUUCAUUAUCGAUAAAUCUUGGACCGGCUAUACGUUUAUUGGGCAUUGUUAAUCGUUUACAUGAAGAACUUUAAAAACGAAAAUUUUUCCAUGAAUUCCUAAAAUUUAUUUUCAUUGAUAUUAGUAGUAGUAAGAUUAUUAUAGUCGAAUUGAAUAGACAGAGUGUUUAACCAGAACAAGGUAAUCGAUGGA
Messenger RNA from Dermatophagoides pteronyssinus (European house dust mite), 2541 nucleotides. RefSeq lists its product as uncharacterized. Gene Ontology annotation, molecular function: protein binding. The record is from RefSeq and is a predicted model, not a curated record. NCBI's taxonomy places the organism in Eukaryota, Metazoa, Arthropoda, Arachnida, Sarcoptiformes, Pyroglyphidae.